AUUCAAAAACUCUAGUUGAUUGGAUCAAAAUUCCCUCAAUUCUACCGAACUCGUCGCCAGCCCCACCCAGAAAAAUACCCGGGGCAGGAACCUCCUUACGGCGGUGUGAAGCGAAAUUGUGGAAGGCUAUUGCGACACCGAGAAUACGGAGUUGCACGUCUCGCCAGAAACUGAAGCACAAUCCCUUAGAUUGUUGUGUGAAAGUAAUAAACUCUAUCACACAGUAGUGAUUAAGAAAAACCCUAACAAUGGGGAAGAAGCAGCAUAGCAAAGACCGAAUGUUCAUAACCAAAACAGAAUGGGCAACGGAAUGGGGAGGUGCCAAAUCCAAAGAAAUUCGCACCCCUUUCAAACGCCUUCCCUUUUAUUGCUGCGCACUUACAUUUACACCGUUUGAGUUUCCAGUUUGUACACCUGAUGGCAGCGUUUUUGAUGUUAUGAACAUAACUCCUUAUAUUAUAAAAUAUGGUAAACAUCCUGUCACUGGAGCUCCUUUGAAACAACAAGAUCUCAUUCCACUAACUUUUCACAAGAAUUCUGAAGGAGAAUAUCACUGUCCAGUGCUAAACAAAGUUUUCACUGAAUUUACACACAUUGUGGCAGUCAAGACUACUGGAAAUGUCUUCUGCUAUGAGGCUGUUAAAGAGUUAAACAUCAAGAAUAAAAACUGGAAGGAGCUCCUCACCGAUGAAGCAUUUACUAGGGAUGACCUCAUAACAAUUCAGAAUCCUAAUGCACUUGACCAGAAGGUUCUUCUGGAUUUUGAUCAUGUUAAACUCAAUUUGAAAAUUGAUGAUGAAGAACUACAGAAAAUGACUUCAGAUCCAACCUAUAACAUAAACAUGUCGGGUGAUAUCAAGCAAAUGCUUAAUGAGCUUGGAACUGAGAAAGGAAAGGAAACUGCGUUGCAUGGUGGAGGCGGUGGCAAGGCACAAAAAGAAAGGGCCGCUGCACUUGCUGCCAUCUUAGCUGCAAGGUCACAAGUUAAAGAAGAUUCGAAUCCCGAUGGAGUUGCCAAUGCUCCUCAGGCACUUAGUAUUGUAGAUGCUGCAUCUGCCUCAGUACAUGGUAGAAGUGCAGCUGCAGCUAAAGCCUCAUCAAGUGAUAAAACUGCUGCCAGAAUAGCUAUGCACGUGGCUGGUGACAGGGCGCCAGUGAAUGCAAAGAUGGUUAAAAGUCGUUUCACUACUGGUGCUGCUUCCCGGUCUUUCACUUCAACGUCAUAUGAUCCAGUUACAAAAAAUGAUUAUGAAUAUGAGAAAGUUGAGAAGAAUCCAAAGAAGAAGGGAUAUGUACAACUGCAUACAACACAUGGUGAUUUGAACAUUGAGCUGCAUUGUGAUAUAACACCCAGGGCAUGUGAGAACUUUAUCACGCUUUGUGAACGAGGAUAUUAUAACGGAGUUGCUUUUCAUAGAAGCAUUAGGAAUUUUAUGAUACAGGGUGGUGAUCCUACCGGUACUGGUAGGGGUGGUGAAUCGAUAUGGGGAAAGCCUUUUAAGGAUGAACUCAACUCCAAAUUAGUCCACUCUGGAAGGGGUGUGGUUAGCAUGGCAAACAGUGGCCCCCAUACUAAUGGUUCCCAGUUUUUCAUCUUGUACAAAUCUGCAAAUCAUUUAAACUUCAAACAUACAGUUUUUGGAGGAGUAGUUGGUGGCUUGACUACACUAGCAGCAAUGGAAAAGGUUCCUGUUGAUGACAGUGACCGACCUCUGGAGGAAAUCAAGAUAACAGGUGUCAAAAUUUUUGUCAAUCCUUACACCGAACCAGAUGAGGAAGAAGAGCAAGCUAAUGCCAAAGAGAAGAAUGCAAAUGAUGAAGAAAAUGACAAGGUUGGCUCAUGGUAUAGUAAUCCUGGUGCUGGAACAUCUGAAUCUGUUGGCGGUGGUGUAGGCAAGUACUUAAAAUCUAGGAAUAUUCCAGGCCCAACUGAAUCUGCUGCCAUCGACACUGGUACAGCCGUUGUAGGAAAGAAAAGAAAAGCAGUUGUCAGUGGUGAAUUUAAAGAUUUUUCGUCAUGGUAAUUAUGCCAAAUUAGUACAAUUUGUAAAGCAAUGUAGACUUUUCUUGUAGUCAUUAUCUAGUUUGCAUUCGAAAUUUUGACAAAUAGUGGAUUUUUUUUUCGCAAACCAUUCAGGAUUUGUACAAUAAGUGUAACUGUAAUGCAGGAUUAGAAUCAUUUUGUCUGGAGUGUGCUUUCCCCUUUCUUUGUCAUAAGUUUCUUAGCUUUUCAAAUAAUAUCAAGAAGAAUUAUACAACUCUA
Messenger RNA from Cicer arietinum (chickpea), 2263 nucleotides. Its product is annotated as peptidyl-prolyl cis-trans isomerase CYP65. The record is from RefSeq and is a predicted model, not a curated record. NCBI's taxonomy places the organism in Eukaryota, Viridiplantae, Streptophyta, Magnoliopsida, Fabales, Fabaceae. Gene Ontology annotation, cellular component: catalytic step 2 spliceosome. Gene Ontology annotation, biological process: protein peptidyl-prolyl isomerization; protein polyubiquitination; protein folding. Gene Ontology annotation, molecular function: ubiquitin protein ligase activity; peptidyl-prolyl cis-trans isomerase activity.